AAAUCAAGUAGGCUUUGAAAUCUUUAACAUCUCAUUUGAGGUUAUCACCAUUUUUGGAACUCCUAGAAUAUUAGUAUUGAAAUUUAUUUCGAACUGGUUGCAUUGUAAAUUUGUGUAGUGUUUGCUAAGUUAACCUAUUGAAUAUGGGUGCCUGUGUACAAUUCUUAGUGGGCAUAAUUGCCGCUUUUGGUGCCUUUUGUCUGGGUGCUGUGAUCGGAUGGUCGGGACCUGUGGAAGAUGAGGUCAUGAAAAACGGGGCCUACGACUUUGUACCGGACACAACGGAAUGGGGUCUGACGGGAUCUCUGAUGACACUGGGAGCAGCAUUCUCAUGCAUUCCGGUGGGAAUACUUAUUGGAAAGAUUGGAAGGAAAGUCACAAUGCUCGGUCUAUUGCCACCAUUCUUUAUCGGUUGGAUGCUCAUUACGAUGGCGGUGCACAUAUCAAUGUUGCUGGUCGGUCGCUUCGUUGUGGGAUUUUGUGGCGGAGCAUUCUGUGUGGCAAGUCCCAUGUACACCACAGAAAUCAGCCAGGUUCAGUAUCGCGGGAUCAUGGGAUGCUUCUUUCAGUUAUUCAUCGUCAAUGGGAUUCUGUAUGCCUUCAUUGUUGGUGCCUUCGCAAAGUGUUUUGUCUUCAAUGUUGCCUGCGCCGUUUUGCCCGUUAUAUAUUUCUUGAUGUUCAUGUGGAUGCCGGAAUCACCAGUAUAUCUGGCCCAAAAGGGCAAAAUUGAGAAAGCGGAGAAAUCAUUGAAAUUUCUGCGUGGCAAAGAUGAAGAUGUGAGUGGCGAACUGAAGGAAAUGGUGGCAGAGGCUCAAAAGGAGAAGGAGAAAGCUGGAAAACUUCUUUGCCGAAGGGUUACACUCAAGGGCCUCUUCCUAUCCAUUGCACUGAUGGUGUUCCAGCAGCUUACCGGCAUCAAUGCGAUUAUGUUCUAUUCGACAUUUAUUUUCCAUUCGGCUGGAUCAUCAUUGGAGCCUCGAUUCUGUACGAUUAUCAUUGGUGUGGUGCAGGUAAUUUGUACAUUCAUCUCGAUCUUAUUGAUCGAAAGACUAGGCCGUAAGAUACUGUUAAUGAUUUCGGCCUUUUUGAUGGGUAUGAGCACCUUGAUCAUGGCAUGUUAUUUCGGCUUUAUGAAAUCCUACGGCAUCGGUUGGCUAGCCCUCAUGGCUGUCAGUAUCUUUAUCAUCGGCUUCUCAUUGGGCUUUGGUCCUGUUCCCUGGCUCAUGAUGGCCGAGCUAUUUGCCGAGGACGUUAAGGCAUUGGCAGGAUCAAUAGCCGGCACGACGAAUUGGGUUUGUGCUUUCAUUGUUACCCUAUUGUUCCCUGUGUUAAACGUACAUAUUGGCGCUGCUGCAUGUUUUGCAAUUUUCUUUGGCUUUGCGUUGACAGCCUUCUUCUUCAUACUCUUUCUCAUCCCCGAAACCAAGGGCAAGACGCUUAACGAGAUCCAGGCCAAGUUGGGGGAGAAGAAGGAGUAGAGGUCUUUGGAACAAGAUAUAAAUCCACAGUCAAGACUUUUUCACGAAUGGACUUUAAAUUUAUAUAUAAAUUUUCAGAAAUAAUAACUAUGUAAAUUAUGUACUCGUAUUUUGGAUAAUGUUAAAUGUAAUGGAAAAUUUUCUAUAAGGAAA
Messenger RNA from Drosophila eugracilis, 1631 nucleotides. RefSeq names its product facilitated trehalose transporter Tret1-2 homolog (gene sut4). Lineage: Eukaryota; Metazoa; Arthropoda; Insecta; Diptera; Drosophilidae. The transcript has a single exon. The coding region runs from base 144 to 1478 and encodes 444 amino acids. The record is from RefSeq and is a predicted model, not a curated record. Gene Ontology annotation, cellular component: membrane. Gene Ontology annotation, molecular function: sugar transmembrane transporter activity. Gene Ontology annotation, biological process: transmembrane transport; carbohydrate transport.